Peronospora matthiolae is the source of this 867-nucleotide messenger RNA. Lineage: Eukaryota; Oomycota; Peronosporomycetes; Peronosporales; Peronosporaceae. The record is from the annotation of a GenBank genome assembly.
AUGAAUAUGUUGGAUGAUGAAGAUGACCAAAGCUUUCACGCUACGCGUGACGGCUACUCCCAUUUGAGCGAUGUCGAAUGGGAUGCGGUUGAACGAAUGGGUUCGACCAUGGGCAUCCAUGCUGUUAGCGUCAUGCUAGAGGCUCUCAAUAGAGAUGCCCAACAUGCUACUAUCGCCAAGUUCAUUCAAAAUGAACUUGACGCAGAACGCGAGAAAGUAGCCUUGCUUCACCAACAAGGUUCUCAACAAGCAGAGUUGUUGAGAGAACAAGGUGCUCAACAGUUUGAACUGUUGAGACAGCAGCAAGCUGCUGCUGGCGGGUCGAUGCACUCGCGUCGGCCCGAGACUUUGAAGAUUGACAUCUCAAAGGCGCGUCGCAUCGACGACGGGGAUAUGCAAGUUGCAUUUGCCCAAUCAAAUCUGGCAGGACGUGCCAAGACUUGGGCACUGGGGCUCAAGCUGCACGACCCAUAUGCGUUUGGGUCGUUGGAAGUCUUCAAGUCGCGGCUCAGACAAACGUUUGAACCGCCUAGAGCUGAGUUCAGGGCUCGAACCGAACUCUUGAAGCUCAAGCAGGGUAAGCGUGAUGUGCACGCUUACGCUCAACAUAUACGACAUCUCACGAGUUGUAUAAGUUCCAAUCCGGUUGAUGAACACACGUUGGUUUCGGUGUUCGUGCAGGGUCUUGCGGAUGGUCCCGUCAAGACUCAAAUGUUCCGAAUUGAACUGGAUUCACUUGAACAAGCCAUUUCCUUUGCGGAACAGGAAGGCUUUAGUCUGAGACAGGCUCGCGCCAGCUCGACAUUUAUCGUUCACCGAGACGAAAUGACAGCGGAAGUCCAGAGCCGAUGGAACUCUGUUAUGUAG